AAUAAUAAGUACAAAUAUUCUAAUAUAACUUAUUUGUCAUAUUUAGCCAAUAAAUUAAAAUCAUUUUUGAUUGCAACUAUUUCUUAAAAAAAAUGAUUGUUAUCAACCGCUAUUGUUUAAUAUUUUUAAUUUUAAAUGAUCGCGAAUUUCGUAAAAUCAUUCCAAAUAAAUCCAUUAAAUUAUACAUCGAUAAGACGAAAAAAUGAAUGGGUUACAAAACGAAGAGCAAAAUAUAUUUUCAAAUAUGGUUUACCCAUACAUCCUCCUAAUAUACUCACAUAUAAAAACCAUGUUUUAGCUUAUGAUGCUUCACGUAAAAUACCAUUUUGGGUAGCUGAAGUUAUAACAAAGGAUAAAAUAUUUGGUCAAGCUAAAAGAGAUGACAAUAAGUUCCGCCCAGAUCCUAGAGUUCUUCAAGAUUUUUCUGCAACUAAUGAUGACUACAAAAAAUCUGGUUGGUCUAGGGGUCAUAUGAGUGCUGCAGGAAAUCACAAAAACAAUCAGCAAUAUAUGGAUGAAUCGUUUUACUUGACAAAUAUUGUACCCCAGGACUUUGUUAACAAUGCAAAAUUUUGGAAUAAAUUUGAAGGAUUUUGUAGAAAACUUGUUUUGAAAUAUAAAGAAAUUAGAGUCAUAACAGGUCCAAUUUUUCUUCCAAAUGAAUUUGAGAAUCAAAAAAAAUUUAUAAAAUAUGAAGUAAUUGGUGAAAAUAAUGUUGCAGUUCCGACUCAUUUAUUUAAAAUAAUAUUGGCUGAAGACAACAUAAAUGGGGAUUUACAUCAUGCCUCAUUUGUGGUUCCAAAUUCUCCUAUACCAGAUGAUAAAGAGUUAAUUGACUAUUUAAUCCCUACCAGAAUUAUUGAAAAAAAUGUUGGAUACAAAUUUUUGAAUGAAAAAUUACUCAAAUCCUCAAAUAUUUUAGAUCUUUGUGAUAAAAUAGUAUGUAGAUUUAGAUCUAGAAAGAAAAAAACCAAUGAUGACAUUUAAAUACAAAUUAAUAAAUUUUUUAUAGGGUUUUUUAUAAUAAAUUCACUGCAGGGUUAAAUUUACAAUGUAUUUUUACAUUCGACUUUGACAUCAAUUUCCAUUUUAAAUUUAAUUUAUUUUGCCUAUUUUAUGAUAUGAAAGCUU
This is a messenger RNA of Gordionus sp. m RMFG-2023, 1131 nucleotides long. RefSeq names its product nuclease EXOG, mitochondrial-like. Lineage: Eukaryota; Metazoa; Nematomorpha; Gordioida; Chordodea; Parachordodidae. The record is from RefSeq and is a predicted model, not a curated record. The transcript is spliced from 5 exons. Bases 136 to 987 code for a protein of 283 amino acids. Gene Ontology annotation, molecular function: metal ion binding; nucleic acid binding; RNA endonuclease activity. Gene Ontology annotation, biological process: apoptotic DNA fragmentation. Gene Ontology annotation, cellular component: mitochondrial inner membrane; nucleus.